Molecule: messenger RNA, 1005 nt
Organism: Rangifer tarandus platyrhynchus (Svalbard reindeer)
Lineage: Eukaryota; Metazoa; Chordata; Mammalia; Artiodactyla; Cervidae
Source: the annotation of a GenBank genome assembly
AUGCCACCUCCCCCGCCGCCCACCGUGCUGGUGCCGUCGGAGCGCGCCGUGGUGCUUCUGUCGUGCGUGCUCUCCGCUGUGGGCUCGGGCCUGCUGAUAACCACGCACGCCCUGUGGCCCGACCUGCGCAGCCUGGCGCGGCGCCUGCUGCUCUUCCUGUCCCUGGCCGACCUGCUCUCGGCCGCCUCUUACUUCUACGGGGUCCUGCAGGACUUCGAGGACUCCUCGUGGGACUGCGUGCUGCAGGGCGCGCUCUCCACCUUCGCCAACACCAGCUCCUUCUUCUGGACGGUGGCCAUCGCCCUCUACCUGUAUCUCAGCAUCGUGCGCACAGCGCGCGGGCCGGAGACUGGCCGCCUGCUCUGGACUUUCCAUGUCGUCAGCUGGGGGGUUCCGCUGGCCAUCACCGUGGCAGCCGUGGCUCUAAAGAAGAUCGGCUACGAUGCCUCGGACGUGUCGGUGGGCUGGUGCUGGAUCAACCUGGAGGCGGAGGACCGGGUGCUGUGGAUGCUGCUGACCGGGAAGCUGUGGGAGCUGCUGGCCUACGUCACCCUGCCCGUGCUCUACCUCCUCAUCCGGAAGCACAUUCACCGGGCGCGCGAGGAGCUCUCGGAGUACCGGCCCAUCGUCUCCGACGUACACCAGCUCCAGCACCACACCUCCGUGGCCGAUAAGAAGCUGGUCCUCAUCCCGCUCAUCUUCAUUUGCCUCCGGGUCUGGAGCACCGUGCGCUUCAUCCUGACCCUCUGUGGCUCCCCAGCGGUGCGGAUGCCGGUACUGGUGGUUUUGCACGGUAUCGGGAACACUUUCCAGGGAGGCGCCAACUGCAUCAUGUUCGUCUUCUGCACCCGCGCGGUCAGGACCCGACUCCUCUCUCUCUGCUGUUGCUGCACCCCUCAGCCUCCCGCCGCCGAGAGCCUGGCCGGCCCUCCCAAGGCCCCUGCGCCCUCCAAGAGCGAGUCUCAGAGGCCCAGGAGAACCCCAAACGAACUUCCAAGCACCUGA